CCCUAUUGGAGAUGCUUUCAGCUGUCUGCACUUCACCCAUGACAAGAGAACAGUGACAGGGAGAGGAAACUAUGGUCAAGUUAGGAAAUAAUUCAUUUUUCCUCUCAUUUUUCAAUUUUUCUUCAAAGCAUUUCAUUGGUUCAAAUCAUUUCAUUGGUUACUGACAUCAUUGCCGUUGGCUCUUUCAAAUUGAAGUGUGUUGAACCCACUCUCAGACAUCCUCAAAUUAGGAACUUGAGAGAGCUAGUUCAAUUUUGUUCUCAUUUUCCAAAAUGAAAACUAUGGUCUUUUUCAUUUUUGCUCUGUGAUCCUCUAAACACUUUCAAUUUCACAAGAAGCUUUUCUCCUCUAUCAAAUGGAUCUCAAAUCCAGAUUAACAUUUUUCUUCUUGUUGUCAUGGGCCUGUAUAUCAUUCAGUGUUGUUGAGUCAAUGUGUAUAAGUGGUUGUGACUUAGCUCUAGCUUCCUACUACAUUUGGAUUGGUUCCAAUCUGACAUAUAUUUCAAAUAUUAUGGAAUCUAGGGUUCUUUCAGAACCUGAAGAUAUUAUCAACUACAACCAAGACCAUGUUAGGAACCCAGAUGUAUUACAGGUUCACACCAGGGUUAACGUUCCAUUCCCUUGUGAUUGUAUCAAUGGCGAGUUUUUAGGUCAUAUAUUUCUGCAUGAGUUUCAUGAAGGGGACACCUAUCCAUCCGUUGCAGGCACGGUCUUUUCCAAUUUGACCACCGAUGCGUGGUUGCAAAGCACGAACAUUUAUGGACCAACCUCGAUUCCUGUUUUAGCGAAGGUUGAUGUCACGGUUAACUGUUCCUGUGGGGACAUCAAGGUUUCCAAGGAUUAUGGGUUGUUCAUCACAUACCCACUUAGAGCUGAGGAUACUUUGGAGUCCAUUGCAGAAGAGGCGAAGCUUCAACCGCACUUGCUGCAGAGGUACAACCCGGGUGUGGAUUUCAGCCGCGGAAAUGGUCUGGUUUUUAUUCCGGGGAAGGAUGAAAAUGGAGUUUAUGUUCCCUUGCACAUUAGAAAAGCAGGUCUAGCUAGGGUAGUUGCAGGAGUAUCCAUAGGAGGUACAUGUGGGCUUCUGUUAUUUGCACUUUGUAUAUAUAUGAGAUACUUUCGGAAGAAGGAAGGAGAAGAGGCUAAAUUUCCACCAAAAGAAUCUAUGGAGCCUUCAAUUCAAGAUGAUAGUAAAAUUCAUCCUGCUGCCAAUGGAAGUGCUGGCUUUAAAUAUAUUAUGAUGGAUAGAUCAUCAGAGUUUUCAUAUGAAGAACUUGCCAAUGCCACAAAUGACUUCAAUUUGGCUAAUAAAAUUGGUCAAGGUGGUUUCGGAGAGGUCUACUAUGCUGAGCUGAGAGGCGAGAAAGUUGCUAUCAAGAAGAUGAAGAUCCAAGCAUCACGGGAAUUUCUUGCUGAAUUGAAAGUCUUAACAAGUGUUCAUCACCUGAACUUGGUACGCUUGAUUGGAUAUUGCGUUGAGAGAUCUCUCUUUCUUGUCUACGAAUACAUGGACAAUGGAAAUUUAAGCCAACAUUUACGCGAGUCAGAGAGAGAACUGAUGACAUGGUCUACCAGGUUGCAAAUUGCACUGGAUGUAGCGAGAGGCCUUGAAUACAUUCAUGACUAUACAGUGCCUGUGUAUAUCCACCGGGACAUUAAACCAGAUAAUAUUUUAUUAAAUAAAAACUUCAAUGCCAAGGUUGCAGAUUUUGGGCUAACCAAGCUGACUGACAUAGAAAGUUCUGCAAUUAACACUGAUCAUAUGGCAGGCACAUUUGGUUACAUGCCGCCAGAAAAUGCACUUGGACGUGUUUCUCGCAAGAUAGAUGUUUAUGCAUUUGGAGUUGUUCUUUAUGAAUUAAUUUCUGCCAAAGAAGCUGUGGUCGAGAUAAAGGAGUCAUCUACAGAGCUCAAAAGCCUUGAAAUUAAGACUGAUGAACCUAGUGUUGAGUUUAAGAGCCUUGUAGCUUUGUUUGAUGAAGUUAUUGACCAUGAGGGGAAUCCCAUUGAAGGUCUUAGAAAACUGGUGGAUCCGAGGCUUGGAGAGAACUACUCAAUUGAUUCCAUUCGUGAGAUGGCUCAACUUGCCAAAGCUUGCACAGACCGAGAUCCAAAACAACGUCCACCAAUGAGAUCUGUUGUGGUUGUUCUAAUGGCUUUAAAUUCUGCUACUGAUGAUAGGAUGAGUCAUGCUGAGGUUAAUUCAAGCAGAGCAGGCGCAUUGAGUCCCACUGUGGAGUCAUUGUGAAAGUUAAUUCCAUUCGAUUCUACACUAGUUGUAAAAUUGUAUGUGUUAGAUAUCUUUUAUUUAUGGUUAUUAGGCAACCCAAACACCUAAAUAGGGAAGUGAUAAGGCGCAUGACCCAACAGUUGCGACUCAACGGGUGCGACCCAACAGAUGUGUCUGUUGUGUCUUAUGAACAGUUAUUAGGCCUGAGCAGAUGUGACUGUUAGGGGUAGUCAUGUCUGAACAGAUGCGACUCUUGGGAAUAGUUGUGACUGUUAGAAAUUGGUAUAUUCAAUUGUUAUAAAUAGGGGGAAAAUCUGAUUAUGGAAGGCAUUCAGAAAAAUUCAGGGAAUUGUUAUUGUGGAGAGACAGGCUCUCGAAAUCCUGAGAGGAGAGAUAGGCUCUCAAAAACCUGAGUUUGUAAUUUAUAAAAUUUUAUUUCAUCUUCCGGUUCUUAUCAAUUAGUAUCACAGCCUUCCACCA
Molecule: messenger RNA, 2710 nt
Organism: Lotus japonicus
Lineage: Eukaryota; Viridiplantae; Streptophyta; Magnoliopsida; Fabales; Fabaceae
Product: lysM domain receptor-like kinase 3
Exons: 12
Coding region: 356-2248 (630 amino acids)
Biological process (GO): protein phosphorylation; innate immune response
Molecular function (GO): ATP binding; transmembrane receptor protein kinase activity
Source: RefSeq, a predicted model, not a curated record